This is a messenger RNA of Amoebophrya sp. A120, 6150 nucleotides long. The record is from the annotation of a GenBank genome assembly. NCBI's taxonomy places the organism in Eukaryota, Dinophyceae, Syndiniales, Amoebophryaceae.
GAUCUACGCAAUAUUCCUAGUGAUGUAUGCAGCUUUGACGUCUUCGGUAGUAUCUGGCUGUGUCGAAACUCCAUGUUAUUUUGAGCGGUGCAAAGAUCGCUAGAAACCUCGACCACCUGCUCGAUUACACUCAAAAUUCUUGGCCACACAUUUUUUCUCUUCUCUUUACAAUGAUUGUCAUCCCCAGCCUUAGUUGUUUUACCACAGCUCGUCGUGAAUUGAUUCUCGGCUUUAGGUCCUUCUGUAGUUUGCAGUCGUAGAUGUUGCGGUCCUGCUGCUUAAAAAUUUUUAGCAAAUGUAGCCGACAAGGACAAGAAGCAGAAGCUAGUAGGGUCACCUUGUCUACUACUGUGCGUGAACAACCUUCGACCUGGAAAUUGUUUUCCUCAAAUCCUUAGUUUUUUUUUGGCCGGGCUAGGGUACUAGUUUUGGACCGGCUGGGUACAACUUGAUAUCCAAAGAAGGAACUUCUCUGGGAAAACAUUCCUUUAUUUUGUCAUUCUGUCAUGGGACCCUCAACCUUUUGAUACUGUUGGACAACGGACAGCCAAAAAAUUUGUGGGUUGUUCUGCAACGAGAAAUAUUAAAUCGGACCAUAACUGAAUUUAUCGAUUUUCCCGCCUCCCACUCAAUUAUCAUCCCCCGCUUGUCCUAAAAACAAAAAAGAAAAACAUGGAAGUCGCAAAGAAGCAACACCCCUCCGCGCCCUCCACACUAGUCUGCCGGUCCGCGGAAUUGGAGUGCCACCGGUGCGGGGAGCACGUGGACCCGAAAAUUGCGGUGACGUGCGAGAGAUGCGGCGACGUGUACCACCCCACGUGCUGCUUCCCGAGCCUCGUCAACUUCUCCGAGACGGACCUGAAGACGAAGUUGCCCCACUGGACCUGCGAGAUCUGUCCCAACACGCGGCGCAAAUGCGACCUGUUUUGCCUGCACUGCACGAAGAAGAUCCCCCAGGGCGCCCCGCUAAAGGAGCGGCAGUGCGCGGAGUGCAAGGGGAACUUCCACCCGGCCUGUCUGGACCCAUACAAGCACUGCAAGAAGUGCCAGUUCAAGAUAUUACAAUGAAAACUGCCCCCAACGACCCAGAACUUGGAAGAAUUUGUAUUGCGAACCUUUCAUUCCAUGGAAGCAUAAGCAUUUCCCCCCUUCUUGCAGCUACCAGUAUCAAAAAUUUUCGAUGCUGGAUAGCUAAAAUUUGUGUUGCUAAAGAGCUCGACGACAGCCGAACGUGUUAUGCAGAGGGUUCCUUCCGCCUCCGCGAGCCGAGCGCGCCUAUAGUCCUGUCACGCAUAGACAAAGAGUUUCGCAUUUGAAAACCUUAUGCAUCCGAAACUAUUUCAUUUUCAACUUCCGGAGAGGGGGCACUGUUCAUCGUAAUACAAGAAGACCAAGGUGCUGCGGCUUUGGUGCGUGGAGUUUGCCAAGCGCAAUGGCAGCAACCGCUACCAGAUGUACGUGCACGGCAUUCUGAGCAAGACCGGCGGCCGGAUCAUCACGCGCGGGAUCGUCAGUUGCCAGUUCAAGAAGAACCAGCCCAAGACCCCGAAAGACGCGUGGCACGUGCGCGACAGUAAGAAUUUAUUUUUCCCGUGAGAAUGGUGCGAUAAUCCAUUAUGUCGAAGUCAUAAUUUUGAUUCAUUAGCCAUGGCGUCAUCGUGUUAGGGAUCAUACAUUCAACAGCGUUUCGUUUUGCAGGGCACUGACGACUACAUGCGAUUUUGGUCAAACGAUGCGCUUCAUGCAAUAUCAAAUUCUUAUUCUUCCUUACCCUAAUUUGCAUGUAUGAGAAUCUUCGCAACUUCUACGCCUGUCUGCAGGUGAAAACCAGUGGUACAUCCUGGACAUGUGUUUUCCGGAGCUGGUGACGCACCACCGACUGCACCCGCGGCUGGCGGACAGGCUGAAGCAGGGUGGCAAGAUGGAGGUAUCCAAGAAAAAACUGUUACAGUUUUUACACAUAUUUGUUGUAAACAACUUCCGCAUCACAAACUUGCUUGGCAUGACCGACAAAACUUGAUGUAAUGGAGAGAUGAUAAGGGAAAACACGUAUCAUGAAACUUCGCUCCUGUGCAUAAGUAUUUAUCCCGCAUGACAGAGCAAGUCUCUGUUGCUUGAUCUGCAGCGCAGUGUUUAUACUGUAACACUAUUUUCUUGCGAUAGGAGGAGUACUUCAAGCAGUGGUGGCGGGUGAACCCGAACGACCCGGACUACUCCGUUGUCCCCCCCGUGAAGCCGCGGCCCUGGGUGGAUCGGCGGCGGCAGUCGGUGUCCCUGUUCAAGGGUCAGGCGUCGUUUGAGGACGUUUCGUUCGCGCAGCAGGUCUGGACCUCGUUCGCCUCCCACAAACUCUUUCCCUACGAAUGCACGGGUAGUGACCACCUGAUCACCGGCGCUGCUGGUUCAUUUGCACCAGGGAUUUUCUGCCCGGACAAAAGCUUUUUCGCCGAGAAAAACGUGCAGCCCGGAGCACAAAGCACGGCUGCUUCAUCUGCGCCGGUGCAGAAGCAAAACCAAGCAUCUUCUUCUUCGCAGGCACCAGUUCUCCGCCAGUACUGUUUGUUCAGUGCGGGAAUCGAGUUGGGGUCGCGCUUCAAGGUGCAGUGGAACAAUCAGGAGAAGGUGUUGCUGGAAAUCACGAGUCUCAACCGGGAACGGAAACUUGGGAAGAGUGUCCGGUUUUGGUACAGGACCAAUAGAAGUCCUGCACCAUCAGCAUCCUCCUCCUCCUCGACCCAAAUGACCAGCAUUCUCUCGGCCGCCCUGGCGGACGACAGUGAGACGGAAAGAAGUACUAGAUGCGCUGACUGUACUAGUUCCAGCUGCUCUAGCUCUGAAGCAGGAGAAGGAGCUGCUUGCGGAUCGUCGUCGAUCUCACCUCUAAUUUCCGGGAAACUGUGGAACAGUGUGGACGAAUUCAUUGUGAAAGGAGCGGGAGCUGCUGCACAAACUGCGAGCUCGGAGGAAGCCACCAGUGCGCGCUUCGUUUUGAACUCGGCACUAUGGGUGAAGGUAUUGCAGAUCAAAACGGAGCAGAUGACUUCUUCAUCCACCUCGUCCGGAAAAAUCCAAAUCAACAGCAGUAGUAGCUCGAAUAAACUUUACCCUGCUCCGUCCCGCGACGUUCUUUUCCCCCUCAACCUGGACACGUGGACGAUGCUGAGCAACCAGCGGAGGAUAAAGAUGCUGGACCAGACCAAGCGGACGUUCGUGUGGACGAAGGAGCUGGACGAGUUGUUGUUGAAGCUGACCCUUCCGGAAUUGGUGGUGAAGCCGAGUUUCUCCUGGAAGCAGGUUUGCAACGAGGUGCUGCAGCGGGAGAGCGAGGCGAUGGAGGAAAAAGCCGGGGUAUCAAAUGCAAAAGUGUCUGGGUCUGGAAGAAUGCCAGAUUUGUCAUGCAGGUUUUCCAUGGCCCACGCACGCGGUCUGCAAUGCAGCACCUAGCAUGACAAAUUCUGUGAGAUCUCUAUCAUGCCUAUCCUGCACGAGAAAUUCCCUCUCAACUUGGUAAAAAAGGACGGCUGUUGGUAAUCAUGCAACACAGAUUUUUUGCAUGAUUCAGAUUUAGCAUGACAAGUUGCAACCUUCCAGACCCAGACCACACAUUUGCAUUUGAUACGGGGACACCGACUUCGAUUUCACCGCGACCGCGUUGCUGGAGGAGGCGGAGGUGAUCCAUCGCCAGAGCGAGCUGAUGAAGGCGCUGGACCAGCAGAGAAACCGGAACACCAAGGAGCAGUUGCAGCAGCAGCAGAAAAACUCGAAGCGCAAGCAGGAAGAGGAGAUCAUGUCGCUGGAGGCGCGGAAGGUCGAGAAGAUGGGGGACUGCGUGGCGAAGCAGCGGAAAGUGGAGUUGCUGAUGCGCCAGGACCAGAGGAGCCGGAAACGGUUCUUCGACCCGUUUAAAACCAUCCUGGAAGACAAGGAGUUGUCGAACGGCAGCAGCUCCGUUUUCAUCCCGAAAACCGACGGAGUGGCGUUCGGGAAGAGAAACCGAAGUAAAAUGAUACAAGCAGCAAAUCAUGCAGCUGGAGGUAGUGCUAGCAGCAGUAGUGGUAGUAAUUAUGGGGCGAUGACAAGGAAUCUUCAGGAAGUAGAUGGCAGCAACAGUGCGAAUUCUUUCCACACCGCCAACAGUUUUUCUUGCGGGGGUGGUCCUCGUGGGCAUCAUCUUCUACAUGGUGCGGGGGCCCACCACGACAACAACCAUGGGUCCGCUAGUAGUUCCUCCAGUAGUAGAUAUCGUCAGGAAAAAUCCCCCCUCCCCAUAUCGAAAAGGUAUCUUUCCGAAAAUUUGUGUUGCUGAUUUGAGUUCACAAAUCACAUUUGUCUUGCAAGAAGACAAGGGCAGAAGCUUCCGCCCCAUUGUGGAAGCGAUUUGUCAUGCUGCUGGGCCUAAACGUCAGCCGUUUGCAAUGCUGAGCAACUAGACCCAUACGCCCCUACCUAGCCCGGGGAUCUGGCCGCAAUGCCUUCCUGCAAUACAAAUCUGACUUGUGUACGCAAAUCCAGCAUCACAGAUUUCCUUUUCGAUAUGGGGUGGGGGCUUUUUUCACUUUGAUAAUAGAGGCGGAAUGAACACGGUGCCCGCUAGUAGUUCCAGUGUAAACCCAACGCCAACGCUGGCGCCGCAAGAGGAUGUCGUCAUGGAGGACGUGGAGGGAGAGGAUGUACGACGUCCUAUCGAGGCAAAAAGAAACGGCGAGGGCGACGAUGAUCUUCACGAAAGAAGAGGACUACAAGCAGCGGACGGCGACAAAGACGACGGAGUAGGACUACAACUAGACGAUCUCGGACGGAUACGUCUCAACAGUCGGGAACGCAUCAACUCCCAAGGGGUGAUUUCCACCUCCAGCAUCUGUUACUUCGACGAGGAGACGAACCGGGAGGCGCCGGACAGUGGGGGAAAGCCAAGGAAAUUGAUCAGCAGCAGUUUGAAGAGUUUGAAGAGGAGCAGUCGGAAGAAGGAGGAGCUGCUGUUUCUUGCGAGGGAGAAAAAUGACUCGCCUCCUUCGAAGGCGAAAGCAGACGGUUCGGAUCGUGAAAACCACAAUGAUAAAGCCGCUCCCAGAACGCCGCCCUCCAAAAGGAUAAGUGCCACCAGGCGAAAGAAGCAACAGGCACCGCAUGAUCCAGCGGGAAAAAACACCGCUCAGGAGGAAGAAGAUCCGGAGAUGCUGCGACUUAUUCAAGCGGAGCUAGACGGUCCGAGACCGGUCGAAACUCUGGCCAAGGAGUCAAUGACCCCGCCCUUGGUGUCCGACGUGCUCGAUAAGCAACUUGCCCGGUUCAACGAGUUCAACUUCCAGGAGGACACAGGGUCGGACUCGGAGACCUCGAACAAACAAAGCGACGAGGACCUCGGGUGGAACAGCCCCAACGCGGAGCGGCGGCACGAGAUGAAUGCGAAGUGGAAGCACGAUAUCCAGGAAAAAAACACCCAUCCCCAUCCAAUUUGUCAUGCCAACCAUGCAUAAGCUCCCUUGUUUGCCAUGCAAAAAAUGGAUGGGGAUGGGUGUUUUUUCCUGGAUACACGAGUACCUGAAGAACGAAGCCAAGAACAAGAAGGUGACGCUGAAGCGGGAGCGGCAGGAAAAGGCGGAGCGCGAGAGAAGGAAGGCGCGGCGGGAGGCCGAAAUGAAGGAUGUACCGGACGCGCGGGAGUACUACAAAAAGCUUGCCCGGGACCAGCGGAAGCGCCGGAAGCUGGAAAACCGACUACUCGACAACGAUGGCGCAGAUGAGCACCAUCACAUCACCGCGGCCGCCUUGGCGGCUGUUUCGGACGACGAGGACGAGGACGAAGCGGAAGAGGGGGGACAGGACGCAGAUGAUUUUGAGGACGUUAUGAGAGUGGACAUGUCGACGUCCCCCUUCUUCUUAUUGAUGUGAUUGUGAUCAUGGUCAUGCUCUUCUCAACUACAUAAGGUCAGCUUGCGAAGUGGAGCUUUAUUCGCAUGGCAAAUCCAAGCCAGCACUGCAGUGCAGUCUUUUCGGUAGUUGUCACGCAAAUGCGGGCAAAGUGCCGUUAUAGGAUUUAGCAUUUACCAUGACAAAUGGGAGGGGGAGCAGUAGUUGUACACUUUCAUAGACGUCUUCGCCUUUCUCGACGGCACCGACGAAAAUGGGCAGAAGUUGGAGGAUUGGUAG